Molecule: messenger RNA, 1365 nt
Organism: Mesoplodon densirostris (Blainville's beaked whale)
Lineage: Eukaryota; Metazoa; Chordata; Mammalia; Artiodactyla; Ziphiidae
Gene: GDF9
Product: growth differentiation factor 9
Exons: 2
Coding region: 1-1365 (454 amino acids)
Biological process (GO): SMAD protein signal transduction; BMP signaling pathway
Cellular component (GO): extracellular region
Molecular function (GO): growth factor activity; cytokine activity
Source: RefSeq, a predicted model, not a curated record
AUGGCACUUCCCAGCAAAUUCUUCCUUUGUUUUUGCUGCUUUGCCUGGCUCUGUUUUCCUCUUAGCCUUGGUUCUCAGGCUUCUAGGGGAGAAGCUCAGACUGCAGCUAGUGCUCCAUUGGAAACUGAGGCUGAGCCUCGGUCCUCUCUGCAGCCUCUAGAUGGGAGACACAGACCUGGCCUCCUUUCCCCUCUCUUUAAGGUUCUGUACGAUGGGCAAACGGAGGCCCCCAGGCUGCAGCCAGAUGACAGAGCUUUGCACUACAUGAAGAGGCUCUAUAAAGCAUGUGCUACCAAGGAGGGGAUCCCGAAGUCCAACAGAAGUCACCUCUACAACACUGUUCGGCUCUUCACCCCCUGUGCCCAGCACAAGCAGGCUCCUGGGGACCAGGUGACAGGUACCCUUCCAUCAUCAGUGGACCUGCUGUUUAACCUGGAUCGUGUUACUGCUGUUGAACAUUUACUCAAGUCAGUCUUGCUAUACACUUUCAACAACUCUGUUUCUUUUCCCUCUCCUGUUAAAUGUGUGUGCAACCUGGUGAUAAAAGAGCCAGAGUUUUCUAGCAAGACUCUCCCAAGAGUUCCAUACUCAUUUACCUUUCACUCACAGUUUGAACUUAGAAAGAAAUACAGAUGGAUUGAGAUUGAUGUGACGGCUCUCCUUCAGCCCCUAGUGGCCUCCAACAAGAGGAGUAUUCACAUGUCUGUAAACGUUACGUGUGUGAAAGACCAGCUGCAGCAUCCUUCAGCGCAGGACAGUCCACUUAACAUGACUCUUCUGGUAGCCCCCUCACUGCUUUUAUAUCUGAAUGACACAAGUGCUCAGGCUUAUCACAGGUGGUAUUCCCUCCACUAUAAAAAGAGGCCUUCACAGGGUCCUGACCAGAAGAGAGAGCUGUCUGCCUAUCCCAUGGGAGAAGAGGCUGCUGAGGGUGUAAGAUCGUCCCGUCACCGGAGAGAUCAGGAAACUGUCGGCUCUGAAUUGAAGAAGCCUCUGGUUCCAGCUUCAUUCAAUCCGAGUGAAUACUUCAAACAGUUUCUUUUUCCCCAAAAUGAGUGUGAGCUCCAUGACUUUAGACUCAGCUUUAGUCAGCUGAAGUGGGACAACUGGAUUGUGGCUCCACACAAAUACAACCCUCGAUACUGUAAAGGGGACUGUCCCAGGGCGGUCGGACAUCGAUAUGGCUCUCCGGUUCACACCAUGGUGCAGAACAUCAUCCAUGAGAAGCUCGAUUCCUCAGUGCCGAGACCAUCCUGUGUACCUGCCAAGUACAGCCCUUUGAGUGUUUUGGCAAUUGAGCCUGAUGGCUCAAUCGCUUAUAAGGAAUAUGAAGAUAUGAUAGCCACUAAGUGCACCUGUCGUUAA